Messenger RNA from Strongylocentrotus purpuratus (purple sea urchin), 4765 nucleotides. RefSeq names its product tyrosine-protein phosphatase non-receptor type 11. The coding region runs from base 110 to 1939 and encodes 609 amino acids. Gene Ontology annotation, biological process: protein dephosphorylation. Gene Ontology annotation, molecular function: protein tyrosine phosphatase activity. NCBI's taxonomy places the organism in Eukaryota, Metazoa, Echinodermata, Echinoidea, Camarodonta, Strongylocentrotidae. The record is from RefSeq and is a predicted model, not a curated record. The transcript has 15 exons.
CUCUCGAUCUCUAAAGUACACAGCAAACCUUUGAUAUAAUAAUUUGGGGUGAGAGACCCGGAUAUAUUGCGGAGUUGGUAGAUAAAUCUUAUUUAACCGAGAUUUGACAAUGGCGUCUAGAAGAUGGUUCCACCCAAACAUCUCUGGGAUGGAGGCUGAACAGCUCCUUCUCAACAAUGGUUUUGAUGGCUGCUUUCUAUGUCGACCUAGCAAGAGCAACCCGGGUGACUUCACACUAUCAGUCAGGCGGAACGGUGAGGUGACCCACAUCAAGAUUCAGAACACAGGCGAUUUCUUUGACCUGUAUGGAGGUGAGAAGUUUGCUACCCUGGCUGAGCUGGUACAGCAUUACACAGAGGGCAGGAAUCAACUCAAAGAACGCAACGGUCAGAUGAUAGAACUCAAAUACCCCCUCAACUGUGCUGAUCCAACCAAUGAAAGAUGGUUCCAUGGUCAUAUCACUGGUAAGGAAGCAGAGAAGUCAUUGGUGGAUAAAGGCAAGAAUGGCAGUUACCUGGUCAGAGAGAGCCACAGCAAGCCUGGGGAUUAUGUACUGUCUGUACGCACUGAAGACAAAGUCACCCAUGUCAUGAUCAGAUGCCAGGAUACCAAGUAUGAUGUUGGUGGAGGCGAGCAGUUUGAGACCCUGACAGAUCUUGUAGACCACUACAGGAAAAACCCAAUGGUGGAAACAACAGGCUAUGUGGUGCAUCUCAAAGUGCCUUUCAAUGCUACCAGGAUCUCUGCAUCAGGGAUCAGGAAUCGAGUAGAGGUCUUAGAGAAGGAAACUAAAUCCAGAGAAAACUCCAAGAAAGCUGGAUUCGAAGAAGAAUUUGAGGCAUUGCAACUGUUAGACAACAAGCAUCUCCUACCAAGGAAAAUUGGUGAUAAAGCAGAAAACAAGAGCAAGAACCGUUACAAGAAUAUUCUUCCAUUUGACCAUUCAAGAGUUAUUAUCAAUGAUGGUCUCCCUGGUGACUAUAUCAAUGGCAACUAUAUCGAUUUACCAAAGGCAUGGAAGAACAGUAUUGAGCUUCAGCAGCAAGGUGAAAAUGUGGAGAAGAUUGACAUGAGUUGGGAGCAUCAGAAACGGUACAUUGCUACACAAGGUUGUCUGAAGGACACGGUACCAGAGUUCUGGCGAGUGGCCUGGCAGGAGAACUCUAGAGUCAUCGUCAUGACAACUAAAGAAGUGGAAAGGGGGAAGAAUAAAUGUUGUCGUUACUGGCCUGAUGCUAAUACUAAGAAGGAUACCGGAGUAAUCACUGUAACGCACAUCUCAGAGCAGAGCAUGGCCGACUAUGAUCUCAGAGAGUUCUCAAUGUCUCAUAAAGACUUUCCUGAAGAAUCGAGACCAAUGUUUCACUUCCACUUCAAGAGUUGGCCUGACCAUGGUGUACCCUCUGACCCUAGCAGGGUCCUCAACUUCCUCCAAGACGUCAACAAGAAACAAGAAACAUUCCCAGAUGCUGGCUCUAUCAUUGUUCAUUGCAGUGCUGGCAUUGGAAGGACAGGCACGUUCAUUGUCAUUGACAUCAUUCUCAACCUCAUCAAACAACAUGGACUGGACUGUGAGAUUGAUAUCUAUAACACCAUCAGGCUUGUAAGACAGCAACGCUCAGGUCUGGUACAAACGGAGGCACAGUAUAAGUUUGUCUACAGGGCUGUUCAGCACUAUAUCGAGACUCUGUCACAAAGAGUAGCUGCAGAACAGAACACAUUGAAGACUGGACGUGAGUACAUCAAUACGAAGAGAGCACACUAUGAGGUUCAGCAGCAUCACACUCCUGGUUCUACUCCAAUCCUGUCACCAGCUAUCUUGAAUGAAGAUAAGAAUGUCUACCAGAAUGUUGGACCUAUCAACAACAUGUCAACACCAAUUCCUCCUAGGGCACGCCCAGCGCAGCCUCCCGUUCCAAAGUCCAACAACAUCAAAUAACCUGUCCCUAGAGGAACCAGUCAUUGGAGAGUAAACUACCACAACUAUGAUUGGACCCCAGCUUCAUCAUAGACUACAGCAGAUCAUCGUCAGGUGCGGAUGUGUACAGGACACUUUAUGUCUUCUAUUAUUUAUUUGUUGCGAUAGCCCGUGACUACGCUCACAAUUGUUGGAAUUUCAACAAACUCUUCCAUUUAUAUGUACGGGACCCCUCAACUCGGUGCGAUGGUUAGAAUGAAAUGAAUCUAAUGACUCUCAUUUGGGAGAAAGCCAUGCUUGAUUAUUUGUGAUCUCGCUGUGAUGUGUAUUUGAGGUGCAUGAAAAAUAUCACAUUUUCACAUUUAUUCUAAGUGUAUUAAAGCAUGUCUUAAUGCUUCAGCAAUUUUUUCUAGAUUUCUGGAAAUGCAUAGGACUAUAAAUGUUUUGUUAACUAAAUGUUCACAAAAGUGUUCACAAAAAAUGUUAAAUGCUGAAGUAAGGUCCUACAAAGGUUGAAGAUUAAAUAGUUAUGUUAGAUACAUAUACUUAUAGAUAAUACAGAGUUCUGCAGGUACAUGUGAUCUGGUUAUUCACGUAUGUGUAUGCAGUACCUUAUCUAAUAUCAAUGUAAUUUAAUUUUUAAGUUGACCUUGAAGGUUUAUUGAGACGCAAGUGGAAAUGCAAAGAUUCUUCGUGAUGUAAAAAGUAAAAUGUGGACAGCUCUAACAAUGUACCAGCCACAUCCAUUAAUAAGAUGUGUGUGUUCUUAUAGAUCACAGGAUUAUGGUGAUUAAAUAUUUAUUUAAUUAAACCAUUAGGACAAGAGAAUAAUUACAGUAUUUUUAAAAUGCAAACUAUGUAAAUGUAGAUUGUCUAAUGGACUAGGAAAUUUGUCAACUUGUAAAUCAGGCAAAACUGGUUGAAAUAAAAGAAAUUGAUUCAGAAUUUUCAAAGAUGGAGUUGAAGAUCGGUUACAUGUAUUGAAGAGUGAAGUUACACAAAUUACAUUUUAAUGUUGAUUAUCAUGUGGCAUUUGGAAAUUCAUAACUAAAGUUUCUGGAUGUAUUAGUUUCUGGAUGCAGACUCUGUUGUUACAGUUACUAGAUGUCGCAUUAUUACAUCAUGUGAUAUCACCUUUUCAUCAAUGUGCUUGAACCUUGCCUGAGCAGAAAGAGCCAAAUUGGGCACAUUUCGAAAAAUCACAGAUCUUUAUUCAUUCUUGCAAGUCUAGGCAUCUAUUUUGCUGGGGGAAGAGUGAUGCCAUAUGAAUAUGACCGUCAUAUCACGUCUUCAGAAUCAUGUCACUUUUCAUGAGUUAGGUGACGUCACUGAUCUUGGACUAAUACUGUUGUAAAGCGAGUUUGUCAUUGCACAGACGUCUCUCUAAAAUACUCUUUGUACAGUAUAAUCCAGAUCCAGUAUCAAUCUAUAUCAUAAAGCUUUAGCAUCAAUAGAUUGAAUGUUCUCUGAAUAUAUGGUGAAUAUCAAUGGAUAAUACUCUCCCAAUCUUGAUGUGAAAUCAUGCUUAAUUGUAAAUAUUUGUUGAUUAAUAGACACUUUCCAAGGAUAUAUGGAGACAUAUUUUUUCAUAAUAAAGCACAUCUUUUGUAGACACGAUAAAGUAUAUUAGCAUUUGACAUGAUGAUAAACGAUAUUGGUCUUGUGAUCAUUUUUAAUUGUUCAGGAUUCUAUUUUGCCCCUAUUCGCUUCAGAAUUAGCUACAAAACUAUGCUUUAUAAGUGAUAUUAUUAUAUGAUGCAAAUUUUGAAUAUUUUAAAUUCUAAUUUAAACAAAUUUCAAUUAAUUUCUUAAUUAUAUAGAUUUCCUUGCAUCUAAUUAAAAGAAAUAAUCUCAGUGUAAAUGUGUGUGUUUAUGUAGCUAUAAGUAGUUUAAGUACCGUAGCUAGCUGUUUAUGAAGCUUUUAGUUUAUGUAGCUAUCUCCUAAACAAAUUAGCACAACUCAAUUAAUAAUAUGUCUGAAAUUUGCUACCCAGGAAACAUAUUUGACAAGCUUCAUAGCUCAUUAAGUUAGUGCUCUUUAUAAUAAGUUUGAAAAUACAAUGCAAAGGGGGUUGCAGUCAAAGGUAUUGUGGGUUCUUGCUUUCAUUUUCAAAGAAAUCUUAUACAUUUUGUAUAUACCAUUAUACAUAGGCUCAGUGGCCUAUACUCAUCAAAGCAUAUCAAGAAAAACCCCAUUUGGCUUACUUUGUUCUUCCAACAAAUGAAGUGAAUUAAGUGAUGAAAUGAAAAAUGAAAAACAAUGAGAUAUUCAUUUCACCGUGAUGUUCACUUUUAUUUAUUCACCUAGUUACAAAACUAUUGAAAAUUUUAUGGGAUAAAGUGAUCAACACUUGGUGCUCUAUAAAGUUGUAGGACUUAACUUCAUGAUGUAAACCUGGACUUAAGUUUUUACACUUUAUGAAUAAUGACUUAAAGAUAAAGUUGAGUUCUCUUCCUGCGAUUGCAUUGUGAAAGAAACUGCGGUAGUGAUUGGGGAAAAAGGCUGACCAUGUAGCAUAUAAGUAUUGGUGUAUACAUGUACUGUUGGGGUUUGGAAUCAUCAAAAUAAUAAGAAAUUAGCUCAGUCUUGCUAAGAGUCACAUGACACUGUACACAGAAAUGUGUACAUGGGACUAAAGUUUAAACUAAGGUAUGGCAUGAAAGUGUGAUCCACAACAAUGCUAUGUACUAUUCUAAUGUAUUAUGACAUGCAAAUUAUGCAAAUUCAAUAUGAAAAGAAUUUAAGAAGAGAUUUGGUUGGUAAAAAUACUAUGCAUGUUUAUGAAGUUCAUUUACUUUUUUCAAUGUGUUUACCCAAUAUUAUGGUGCAUAAGAAUUUAUAAUCUU